Peronospora matthiolae is the source of this 936-nucleotide messenger RNA. NCBI's taxonomy places the organism in Eukaryota, Oomycota, Peronosporomycetes, Peronosporales, Peronosporaceae. The record is from the annotation of a GenBank genome assembly.
AUGUCGUCCACCAGCAACGCCUCCAUUGACAAGUUCAACGGAGACAAUUACGCAACGUGGAGCCGGUACAUGCGCGGUGUGUUUUUGACGAAGUCCGUCUGGCACGUUGUCAACCGUGAAGUGACUCCGACUUUCACCGACCCGCGAGCGUCCGAUGACUACGUCAAGGCAAGCAACGUCGCGUUUGGUAUGAUGCUGCUGCACAUGAACGCGGACUACCAUCAUGUGCUGGACAACUGCGAGGAAGCCUGGGUUGCGUGGACAAGUCUGAAGACGCUGUACGGUGGGUCGCAGAAGGCAGGACGCAUCUACCUCAAGCGACAACUUUUCAGUAUCAAGAUGGCUGAAGGCGCGAACGUCAUGCAUCACUGCAACGAGGUCCUCAACAUCUCCGCCAAGCUUAGCGGCAUCGGUGCGAAGAUGGAAGACGAAGACGUUGCAAUUUGUCUGCUACUCAGUCUUCCGAAGAGCUACGAAAAUGUGGUGCUCAACAUGGAAAUGAGCAGCACCGAGCUUCGCACUCAAGAUGUGGUGAGAGUCCUGACGAAUGAGCAUGCCAAGCGUCAAGGAGAAAAAGGGACAACGACAGCGACUACGGUGAAGGCUGAAGAUGCAAGCAAGGCAUUCAGCGCCGAGCGUGAGCCCUACCAAUGCACGUAUUGUGGCAAGGUGGGACACACGGUGGAUCGUUGCUGGACAAAGCAGAAGAACGAAGGCAAUGGCUACGAUCGAGUGGCGUUUGCAGUCUCGUUCGAAUGUGGAGUUUCGACGAGCAAGGACGUGUCUGGAAUGUGGGCCGUCGACAGUGGUGCAACGCACCACAUUUGCCACGACAAGACCAAGUUCGCAAGUUUGGCAGAGCGCAAUGAGGGCGAACUCUUGGUGGCUGAUGGCAACAAGGUGGCCAUCAAGGGUGUGGGAACUGAUGAACUUUAG